Molecule: messenger RNA, 1173 nt
Organism: Arachis duranensis
Lineage: Eukaryota; Viridiplantae; Streptophyta; Magnoliopsida; Fabales; Fabaceae
Product: soluble inorganic pyrophosphatase 6, chloroplastic
Exons: 6
Coding region: 71-958 (295 amino acids)
Biological process (GO): phosphate-containing compound metabolic process
Cellular component (GO): cytoplasm
Molecular function (GO): magnesium ion binding; inorganic diphosphate phosphatase activity
Source: RefSeq, a predicted model, not a curated record
AUUUUACUUUUUAUUUUUAAAUGAAUCAGGCGAAGUACGAGUCUCACACUGAUCGGAACUGAGUUUAUCUAUGGCAGCAGCCGUCACUACCAGAGCUAUAGCCAUGGCUGCCACCAGCUGCAGCUCCAGUUUGAUAACCAAAAGCCCAUUACUGGUGAGGCACAAGCUUCUUGCUCAGAAUGCCCUCAACCUUUGUCGUUCCACUUCUAAGAAAUCUUACACCUGCAGCGCCAUCUACAACCCCGACGUUCUCGUCAAGGAGGAAGGCCAACCUCAGACCCUCGAUUAUAGGGUUUUCUUCCUUAACAAAUCUGGCAAGAAGGUUUCUCCUUGGCAUGAUAUUCCAUUGCGAUUAGGUGAUGGUGUCUUCAGUUAUAUUGUUGAAAUACCAAAAGAAUCUAAUGCAAAGAUGGAGGUCGCAACUGAUGAGCUAUAUACUCCCAUAAAGCAGGAUACCAAAAAGGGAAAGCUUCGAUAUUACCCCUAUAAUAUACAUUGGAACUAUGGCUUACUUCCUCAAACCUGGGAAGACCCAUCUUUUUCCAACUCCGAUGUUGAAGGAGCAUUUGGAGAUAAUGAUCCAGUUGAUGUAGUUGAGAUUGGUGAACAACGGAGACAGAUAGGUGAGGUUCUGAAGGUCAAACCCUUGGCUGCAUUAGCCAUGAUUGACGAGGGAGAACUUGAUUGGAAAAUAGUUGCAAUCUCAUUAGAUGAUCCAAAAGCUUCUCUUGUGAAUGAUGUUGAUGAUGUUGAGAAGCAUUUUCCUGGCACACUCACUGCUAUUAGGGACUGGUUCAGGGACUACAAGAUACCCGAUGGAAAGCCUGCUAAUAAAUUUGGUCUUGGCAACAAGGCAGCGAAUAAGGAUUAUGCGCUUAAGGUAAUCGAAGAGACUAAUGAGUCAUGGACUAAACUUAUCAAGAGAUCAAUUCCUGCAGGAGAGCUGUCAUUGGUGUAAAUGCAUCGGGGGAUAGUAGUUAUUCAGUUACAUUCUAUACAGUUCGAUGUAUGAGUUUGCAAUGCAAGCAUUUCUAUUUAGCGUCCCCUUUAUAUCUGUUUGAUAUCAAAUGCCGUUUUCACCAGGCGUUUGUUCAAUAUCAACCAUCUAAUGUAUUCUACAUUUUUCUUUUUGCCAUACUGUAUUAAUUUUUUGAAUUCUAGUGAAUAAGAUAA